AUGCUUAUUCCAACAGAAGACAGAAAGAAGAUUCACCAAUACCUCUUCCAAGGUAUGUAAUGAUUGUAACAGAGUACUAAGUUCGGUUCAGAUUCAAAGAUGGAUGAAUGGUGAAAUAGGAAAUAGAGGCCACAGACAGUCGAAAACAAGUCGAAUGAAUGAAUAAUAGGAAUAGAGACUCCGUGAGAGAAUGUAGUGGUAAUUUACAAAGAAAUUAGGAAGAUUGGAGUGAUUAGUCUGUUUGGAUACGAAAUUUUCUUAGGGGUCGUAGGGCCAUAGGAGGUUAAAUUGGCCUCAUGCGAUGACAGGACAAUAGCUGGGAACAAGAGACAGUUUGAAAAUGAACAGAGACAGAGUUGACGAUUUUUGAUGAUUUUGAAUUUCGUCAGCAUGAUGAGCCUUUGUUCAUUUUUGACCAUUUCUGGGCCUGGUUGUUGGCCAGGCAUUUGUCUAUGAAGUGAACUGAUACCGAACAUUACUGGAAAUAUAUCGUGGACAUAUACUAACUCAUUUAUAGAAGGUGUUGUUGUCGCCAAGAAAGAUUUCGAUGCUCCAAAGCACGACGAAAUUGACACCAAGAACUUGUUUGUCAUCAAGGCCUUACAAUCCUUAACCUCUAAAGGUUACGUCAAGACCCAAUUCUCGUGGCAAUACUACUACUACACCUUGACUGACGAAGGUGUCGAAUUCUUAAGAAACGAAUUGAACAUCCCAGAAGGUAUCUUACCAUUGACCAGAUUGAAGGGUGCUCCAGCUGAAAGACCACAACGUGCUUCUAGAGGCCCAAGAAGAGAUGGUGACAGUUACAGAAGAAGAGCUCGUGAUUAAAUUACUCAUACUUGAUUAUUUUACUUCAUAUUUAUGAUCUUAGGUUAAUUUAAUUGUUGUGCUUUAUAUAU
This is a messenger RNA of Debaryomyces tyrocola, 899 nucleotides long. The record is from the annotation of a GenBank genome assembly. NCBI's taxonomy places the organism in Eukaryota, Fungi, Ascomycota, Pichiomycetes, Serinales, Debaryomycetaceae.